UUACCAUGUUCUACUGGUGUUCCUCCCGUCCUUCACCAUGUUCUACUGGUGUUCCUCCCGUCCUUCACCAUGUUCUACUGGUGUUCCUCCUGUCCUUCAUGUUCUACUGGUGUUCCUCCUGUCCUUCAUGUUCUACUGGUGUUCCUCCUGUCCUUCAUGUUCUACUGGUGUUCCUCCUGUCCUUCAUGUUCUACUGGUGUUCCUCCUGUCCUUCAUGUUCUACUGGUGUUCCUCCUGUCCUUCAUGUUCUACUGGUGUUCCUCCUGUCCUUCAUGUUCUACUGGUGUUCCUCCUGUCCUUCAUGUUCUACUGGUGUUCCUCCUGUCCUUCAUGUUCUACUGGUGUUCCUCCUGUCCUUCACCAUGUUCUACUGGUGUUCCUCCUGUCCUUUACCAUGUUCUACUGGUGUUCCUCCUGUCCUUUACCAUGUUCUACUGGUGUUCCUCCUGUCCUUUACCAUGUUCUACUGGUGUUCCUCCUGUCCUUCAUGUUCUACUGGUGUUCCUCCUGUCCUUCAUGUUCUACUGGUGUUCCUCCUGUCCUUCACCAUGUUCUACAGGUGUUCCUCCUGUCCUUCACCAUGUUCUACAGGUGUUCCUCCUGUCCUUUACCAUGUUCUACUGGUGUUCCUCCUGUCCUUCACCAUGUUCUACUGGUGUUCCUCCUGUCCUUCAUGUUCUACUGGUGUUCCUCAUGUCCUUCACCAUGUUCUACAGGUGUUCCUCCUGUCCUUCACCAUGUUCUACAGGUGUUCCUCCUGUCCUUCACCAUGUUCUACAGGUGUUCCUCCUGUCCUUUACCAUGUUCUACUGGUGUUCCUCCUGUCCUUUACCAUGUUCUACUGGUGUUCCUCCUGUCCUUUACCAUGUUCUACUGGUGUUCCUCCUGUCCUUCACCAUGUUCUACUGGUGUUCCUCCUGUCCUUUACCAUGUUCUACUGGUGUUCCUCCUGUCCUUUACCAUGUUCUACUGGUGUUCCUCCUGUCCUUUACCAUGUUCUACUGGUGUUCCUCCUGUCCUUCAUGUUCUACAGGUGUUCCUCCUGUCCUUCACCAUGUUCUACUGGUGUUCCUCCUGUCCUUCAUGUUCUACUGGUGUUCCUCCUGUCCUUCACCAUGUUCUACAGGUGUUCCUCCUGUCCUUCAUGUUCUACUGGUGUUCCUCAUGUCCUUCACCAUGUUCUACAGGUGUUCCUCCUGUCCUUUACCAUGUUCUACUGGUGUUCCUCCUGUCCUUUACCAUGUUCUACUGGUGUUCCUCCUGUCCUUCAUGUUCUACAGGUGUUCCUCCUGUCCUUCACCAUGUUCUACUGGUGUUCCUCCUGUCCUUCAUGUUCUACUGGUGUUCCUCCUGUCCUUCACCAUGUUCUACAGGUGUUCCUCCUGUCCUUCAUGUUCUACUGGUGUUCCUCAUGUCCUUCACCAUGUUCUACAGGUGUUCCUCCUGUCCUUCAUGUUCUACUGGUGUUCCUCAUGUCCUUCACCAUGUUCUACAGGUGUUCCUCCUGUCCUUUACCAUGUUCUACUGGUGUUCCUCCUGUCCUUCACCAUGUUCUACUGGUGUUCCUCCUGUCCUUCACCAUGUUCUACUGGUGUUCCUCCUGUCCUUCACCAUGUUCUACUGGUGUUCCUCCUGUCCUUUACCAUGUUCUACUGGUGUUCCUCCUGUCCUUUACCAUGUUCUACUGGUGUUCCUCCUGUCCUUUACCAUGUUCUACUGGUGUUCCUCCUGUCCUUCAUGUUCUACAGGUGUUCCUCCUGUCCUUCAUGUUCUACUGGUGUUCCUCCUGUCCUUCAUGUUCUACUGGUGUUCCUCCUGUCCUUCAUGUUCUACUGGUGUUCCUCCUGUCCUUUACCAUGUUCUACUGGUGUUCCUCCUGUCCUUCAUGUUCUACUGGUGUUCCUCCUGUCCUUCAUGUUCUACUGGUGUUCCUCCUGUCCUUUACCAUGUUCUACUGGUGUUCCUCCUGUCCUUCAUGUUCUACUGGUGUUCCUCCUGUCCUUUACCAUGUUCUACUGGUGUUCCUCCUGUCCUUUACCAUGUUCUACUGGUGUUCCUCCUGUCCUUUACCAUGUUCUACUGGUGUUCCUCCUGUCCUUCAUGUUCUACAGGUGUUCCUCCUGUCCUUUACCAUGUUCUACUGGUGUUCCUCCUGUCCUUCAUGUUCUACAGGUGUUCCUCCUGUCCUUUACCAUGUUCUACUGGUGUUCCUCCUGUCCUUCAUGUUCUACAGGUGUUCCUCCUGUCCUUUACCAUGUUCUACUGGUGUUCCUCCUGUCCUUUACCAUGUUCUACUGGUGUUCCUCCUGUCCUCCAUGUUCUACUGGUGUUCCUCCUGUCCUCCAUGUUCUACUGGUGUUCCUCCUGUCCUUCAUGUUCUACUGGUGUUCCUCCUGUCCUCCAUGUUCUACUGGUGUUCCUCCUGUCCUCCAUGUUCUACUGGUGUUCCUCCUGUCCUUCAUGUUCUACUGGUGUUCCUCCUGUCCUCCAUGUUCUACUGGUGUUCCUCCUGUCCUUUACCAUGUUCUACUGGUGUUCCUCCUGUCCUCCAUGUUCUACUGGUGUUCCUCCUGUCCUUCACCAUGUUCUCCUGGUGUUCCUCCUGUCCUUCACCAUGUUCUCCUGGUGUUCCUCCUGUCCUUCAUGUUCUACUGGUGUUCCUCCUGUCCUUCACCAUGUUCUACUGGUGUUCCUCCUGUCCUUCAUGUUCUACUUGGAUGUUUUUUGUAAUUUUCAUGUUCUGGGUCUUUAUUUACUCUGAAAG
Messenger RNA from Acanthochromis polyacanthus (spiny chromis), 2764 nucleotides. RefSeq lists its product as uncharacterized. The record is from RefSeq and is a predicted model, not a curated record. Bases 70 to 2730 code for a protein of 886 amino acids. Lineage: Eukaryota; Metazoa; Chordata; Actinopteri; Pomacentridae. The transcript is spliced from 16 exons.